Messenger RNA from Adelges cooleyi (spruce gall adelgid), 1168 nucleotides. RefSeq names its product complex I intermediate-associated protein 30, mitochondrial (gene CIA30). The record is from RefSeq and is a predicted model, not a curated record. NCBI's taxonomy places the organism in Eukaryota, Metazoa, Arthropoda, Insecta, Hemiptera, Adelgidae. Gene Ontology annotation, cellular component: mitochondrion. The transcript has 4 exons. The coding region runs from base 185 to 1123 and encodes 312 amino acids. Gene Ontology annotation, biological process: mitochondrial electron transport, NADH to ubiquinone; mitochondrial respiratory chain complex I assembly.
AUAAAAUAUAAUAAAUACAUAUAUACGUACAGCAUAUGCCAUAUUUAUUAUUUUGUGUAAUGUUAGAUGUCCAUGUUAAAAUGACAUUUAAACACGGAUUCCACAGCUUAUUUCAAAUCCGCGUUUCCUCCCAUGACGUAUUGGAAAAACAUUUUUAAAGUAAAUUACGUGAUUAACUAUUAAAAUGCAGUGUGGAAAACAACUUUCCUACUUUUUACCACAGUAUUGUUGGAAAGGCAUAUCUGCCACUGUUCUUGUGGGGAACAGGAUUUGGAAUUGCAAUCCACAAAGAUAUUUGCAUACCUCAAAUCCAGUGUUUGAAUUUCACGAGUAUGACAGACGCAGUGGUUAUGACACGGGAUUCAAUGUGGCUGAUAAACGAAUUGAUAGAAUACGCAUUGGCCUCAGACAGUUAAAACAAGAAAUAAAACAAUGGAAAGAAGAGUUAAAAGAAACUUGGGAAGCUGAUCCUAUUCUCGACUAUAGGGCAGGUGAAAUUGAUGUAUUUUGGAAAUUUGGCAAAGAGUCAUCACUGAACCAUUGGAUUGUAACAAGUGAUAGUGACCACGCUGAAGGAUUUAGUAAAUGUGAAUUAAAACUAAGCCAUCAAGGAUAUGGUCUGUUCUGUGGAAACUUGUGCUCAAGAGUACCUAAAGAUGGAAGAAUGCAAAACUCUGGUUACUGCAAUAUAAUUACCAAACGAGUCACAAGGGCAUUUCAAUUAAACUCUUAUUUGGAUUGGAAUCCUUAUACUCACCUUAAUAUGCGAGUAAGAGGUGAUGGACGAAGCUAUCUUCUAAAUAUCCACAUUUCUGGACAAUAUGAUAUUUUGUGGAACGAUGUCUUUUCAUUUGUGUUGUACACACGAGGCGGUCCUUAUUGGCAAACAGUUAAGAUACCUUUUUCCAAAUUCUUUUUUGCUAGUAAAGGACGUAUUCAAGAUUCACAAGCGCCACUACCAUUAGCUAAAAUUAGUCAUUUUGGUAUCACAGUUUCUGAUCGAGCUGACGGACCAUUUCAAUUGGAAAUUGAUUACAUUGGCACUGAAUUUGAUCCUACUCAUCACGAGGAAACUGCAUAUGAAAUGUAUAAUGUAGAACAGAAUUAUAUUAUAGGAACAUAGUUCAUAAAUUACCUAGGUAGUUAAAUAAAAUUAAUUUGUUGUGGA